Cutaneotrichosporon cavernicola is the source of this 411-nucleotide messenger RNA. RefSeq lists its product as uncharacterized. NCBI's taxonomy places the organism in Eukaryota, Fungi, Basidiomycota, Tremellomycetes, Trichosporonales, Trichosporonaceae. Bases 1 to 411 code for a protein of 136 amino acids. The record is from RefSeq and is a predicted model, not a curated record. The transcript has a single exon.
AUGACUUCUCUCACCUUCUCCGAGCCCUCGGGGCGGCGCAUGUCGACGGGUCGCCGCCCCUCCGCAUCCUCGCCCUACCCUGUCCGAGUCAUGACCUCCAUAAAGCCCUCAGACUACCCCUCACCUCCCAAGAGGACCAGCCCCAAGAAGGAGGCGAGCGCCGACCCCUUCCGCGACGACGCGCCCCAAUGCUGCUCGGACCUCGACUGCCUCACCAACAGCCCACAGGACGAGCGCGUGGCCCUUCCGGUACAAGAUGCGGAGCGGCAGCCGCUCCUCGGCCAUCAGACGCAGCGGCGCUCACUGCGCUGGAUGAUGCUCGUGGGCCUGGUGCUCGUCCUCGUGGUUGGCGGCGUGAUUGCUGGCGGCGUUGCGUCUAUGCAUGCUGAGACGGCUGAGAAGGAGGGUUGA